AUGAGUACGAAACGAGAGAUAACUUGUGUUCGUGAUGGUGAGAGAAUGCCUGAAUUUCAUCUUUCCCUAAGGCCACUCUUAAAAAAACAAACACGUGUUCUCGCUGCCGGUAGGCGCCUCCGUGGGCGUCCUAUAGGAUCCAAGAACAAGCCAAAGAUACUUGGCGUAUUAACAGGUGAUAACCGCAACACAUUCAAAUUUCACACAAUUAAGAUCAACGAUGGAGUUGACAUAAUGAAACGUCUAUUUGAUUUUUCUAAGCGUCAAAAGAGGGCCAUUAGCAUAAUUACUGGAAAUGGAGUGGUGGAGAAAGCCAGAUUUCUUCAAUCAAAUGGAGGAAUUACAACUCUUCAUGGAACGUUUAAUAUUCUCUCUAUAUCUGGGAUAAUUCUACCAGCGCCCAAACUAGAGAGUGAAGCCAAAUUAGCAAUUUCCUUAUUGUGA
Molecule: messenger RNA, 444 nt
Organism: Vicia villosa (hairy vetch)
Lineage: Eukaryota; Viridiplantae; Streptophyta; Magnoliopsida; Fabales; Fabaceae
Product: AT-hook motif nuclear-localized protein 18-like
Exons: 1
Coding region: 1-444 (147 amino acids)
Cellular component (GO): nucleus
Molecular function (GO): minor groove of adenine-thymine-rich DNA binding; DNA-binding transcription factor activity
Source: RefSeq, a predicted model, not a curated record